Molecule: messenger RNA, 1312 nt
Organism: Mycena citricolor
Lineage: Eukaryota; Fungi; Basidiomycota; Agaricomycetes; Agaricales; Mycenaceae
Source: the annotation of a GenBank genome assembly
CAAUUGGCAGGCUUUUGGUCCGGACCAGAGGGGUGGAUGGGCGACUACGCACCAGAUGACCAGUAAUAUCGAACUUCUCAACGGAAGGACUGCCCAGGAUUGCUCAGCCCGAGUUUCAUCAUGGGCCACUGAGGCCCUUACUCAGCACGGAAGCGCGGGUACAGAGCUAAGUGCGUCAAACGCGAGGGCGAGGUAUAAAAUCGACAGGGAGCAACCUACCUUGAUACAACACGACCACCUUGAAAAACACACCCACACAAAUGUCCUACCCUACUUUCAACUUCCACACCACCGCUGAGGACGUUGCGACUGCUUUUUCGGAUGAGAUAAAGGGCAAAAAUGUUCUCAUCACCGGAACCUCCAUCAAAGGAAUCGGAUUCGAGACUGCCCGGGCGAUCGCGAAAUACGCCAACCUGGUUGUGAUCACCGGUUACAACGAGGAGCGAUUGAAACUUGCUGAGGCGGCAAUCAAGGAGGAGGUCCCGCAUGCCAAAAUCCGCACCCUCAUCCUCGACCUCUCAUCCUUCGCCGCCGUGCGCACCGCUGCAGCGGAGGUCAACGCUUACGAAGAGCCGAUCCACGUCCUCAUCAACAACGCCGCGGCCCCGAUUGGUCCGUUCAAACCGACCGUCGACGGGUUCGAGAAUCAAAUGGCUACGGACCACCUCGGGCCGUUCCUCUUCACCGCUCUGAUCGCGCCGAAGAUUCUCGCUACGAGGACAGAGAAGUUUACACCACGCGUCGUAUUCGUGUCCAGUCUCGGACACACCCUGUGCAAGGGCCCUGACUUUGAGACGCUGAGGAAGCCCAACCCGGAGACUCAUCAGCCGUUCAACGCGUACGCCCAGGCCAAGUCUGCCAACAUUUUGGCCGCAGCAGAGCUCUCGCGGAGGUCGAAUGGAAAGAUCAACGGGUACAGUCUGCAUCCGGGAGCGAUCUUGACGAACAUCUUCGACAAGGAGGAGUCACACGAGGUUAUGAAGAGCCUGGGGAUCCUCGGGCCGGACGGCAAGCCGAACACGGAGAACAUCCAGUGGAAGACCAUACCCGAGGGUGCGGCCACGACCGUGGCUGCUGCAUUCAACCCUCUUCUCGACGCAAGCCCUGGUGCUUACCUGGACGACUCGGUUGUCGCAAACGAGAAAAUCGACGAGCACUCUGCGAAUCCGGCAAACGCUGCGAAGUUGUGGGAUUUAUCAGAGGAGAUUGUGGGAGUCAAGUUCACUUUCGAAUAGAUAGAGGAGAGCUGUCAGGAUGGGCCACUCACAUAGACAAGCUGCUUAAAAUCAGUAAAGAAAUCUAGAAAUUUCGG